GCGCCAAAAAAAGGCGGUGUAUGGUUGGACUUUAACUCGGCAGGUCGUGUAAACACCCUCGACUAUUAAUUCGCGUUAUUACUUUAAUUCAGACAUUAAAUCUUCCCAACAAACCAAACAUAACCGUCAUGGACCUGUUGCACAUUUACGAGUGGAUCGACAUAAAAGCUGUAUUGUUUUUUGCCUGUGUGUUUUUAUUACUGAGUAAUUAUAUCCGAAAUAAAGUACCGAAAAACUUUCCUCCUGGACCAUGGCCUUUACCCAUCAUUGGAAACCUCUAUCACAUCGAUUUCAACAAGAUUCAUCUUGAAGUGGAAAAGCUUUCAGAAAAAUACGGAAGCAUUGUAAGCGUUCAUCUUUUCGGACAAAGAACUGUUAUUCUGAACGGGUACAAACAAGUGAAGGAGGUGUAUAUACAACAGGGCGACAACGUGGCUGAUCGACCUGAGUUACCUAUAAUUCACGACAUAGCCGGAGACAAUGGUUUAGCUGCUCCCAGUGGAUAUAAAUGGAAGCAACAGAGGAGAUUCGCACUCACAACUCUUCGGAACUUUGGUUUGGGGAAGAAAAGUCUGGAGCCAUCCAUCAAUCUUGAAUGUCACUGUCUAAAUGAAGCCAUUUCAAAUGAAAAUGGUCGACCCUUUGACCCUCACAUACUUCUGAACAACGCUGUCUCGAAUGUGAUCUGUGUGCUGGUGUUUGGUAAUCGAUUUGACUACAGUGACCAUAAUUUCCAGACUCUGCUGAAGAAUAUUAACGAGGCUAUGUAUCUAGAUGGAACAAUUUGGGCUCAACUUUAUAACUCCUACCCAUGGAUUAUGCGGCUACUGCCUGGACCACACAAGAAAAAUAUUAGUCUGUGGUACAAAGUGAUUGACUUUGCUCGAGAGAAGGUGAAAGAACACAGAGUGGAUUAUGAUCCAUCAAAUCCUCGAGACUACAUUGACUGUUUUCUAGCUGAAAUGGAAAAGCUUAAAGACGACACAGCUGCAGGGUUUGAUGUGGAGAACUUGUGCAUCUGUACUCUGGAUCUCUUUGUAGCAGGAACUGAGACCACCUCCACCACUCUUUCUUGGGGUCUUCUCUACAUGAUAAAGUAUCCUGAGAUUCAAGCUAAAGUUCAGGAGGAGAUUGAUCGUGUUGUUGGAAGUUCACGACAGCCAUCUGUAUCAGACAGAGACAACAUGCCCUACACCAAUGCUGUCAUUCAUGAGAUACAGAGGUUCGGAAAUAUUGCCGCAUUAAAUUUGCCGCGGGCUACUGUGAAAGAUACCCAAGUUGGGAAAUACUUAAUUCCAAAGGGCACAAUUGUAAUUGGCAAUUUGACAUCAGUGCUGUUUGAUGAGUCUGAGUGGGAGACGCCUCACUCUUUUAACCCGGGUCACUUCCUGGAUGCUGAGGGCAAAUUCAGGAGGAGAGAUGCCUUUUUACCCUUUUCUCUGGGAAAGAGAGUGUGUCUUGGGGAGCAGUUGGCGAGGAUGGAGCUCUUUCUCUUUUUCACCUCUCUGAUGCAGCGCUUCACUUUCUCUUCACCAGCAGGUGUGGAGCCCAGCUUCAAUUACAAACUGGGAACCACAAGAGCUCCUAAACCAUUCACAUUGUGUGCAGUGUCUCGAUCUAUCCAGUUCAUCAUGGACCUGUUGCAGUUCUACGCGUGGCUUGACGUCAAGACUAUUCUGGUAUUUUUGUUUGUGUUUUUAUUUUUGAGGGAUUAUAUCAGAAAUAAAUCACCGAAAAACUUUCCUCCUGGACCUUGGUCUUUGCCGUUUAUUGGACACAUUCAUCAUAUCGAGCACAAGAAGAUUCAUCUUCAGUUUUUAAAGUUUGCAGAAAAAUAUGGAAAGAUUUUCAGCAUAAGACUUUUUGGACCAAGAAUUGUUGUGUUGGAUGGAUAUAAACUAGUAAAGGAGGUGUAUUUGCAACAGGGUGACAAUCUGGCUGAUCGGCCAAUUUUACCAAUAUUUUAUGACAUCACUGAAGACAAAGGUUUAAUUGGGGCCAAUGGGUAUAAAUGGAAGCAUCAGAGGAGAUUUGCACUCUCAACUCUUCGAACCUUUGGAUUGGGGAAGAAAAGUCUGGAGCCGUCCAUCCACCUGGAAUGCAGUUGUCUGAACGAAGCCUUUUCAAAUGAACAAGGUCGACCCUUUGACCCUCGCUUGCUUCUGAACAACGCUGUCUCAAAUGUGAUCUGUGCGCUUGUGUUUAACAAUCGAUUUGACUACAGUGACCAUCAUUUCCAGACUCUGUUAAAACACAUCAACGAGGCCUUAUAUCUGGAAGGAACAGUCUGGGCUCAGCUUUACAACUUUUUCCCAUGGCUCAUGCGACGACUGCCUGGACCACACCAAAAAAUAUUUGUUCUGUUGAACAAAGUGAUUGACUUUGUUAGAGAGAAGGUGAAUGAACACAGACUGGAUUAUGAUCCAUCAAAUCCUCGAGACUACAUUGACUGCUUUCUAGCUGAGAUGGAAAAGCUUAAAGACGACACAGCUGCAGGGUUUGAUGUGGAGAACUUGUGCAUCUGUACUCUGGAUCUGUUUGUAGCAGGAACUGAGACCACCUCCACCACUCUGUAUUGGGGUCUUCUCUACAUGAUGAAGUAUCCUGAAAUACAAGCUAAAGUUCAGGAGGAGAUUGAUACUGUUGUUGGAAGCUCACGGCAGCCAUCUUUAUCAGACAGAGACAACAUGCCCUACACCAAUGCUGUCAUUCAUGAGAUACAGAGGAUGGGAAAUAUCGUCCCAUUAAAUGUGUUUCGAAUUACAGUGGAAGAUACUCAGAUAGGAAAAUACUCUAUUCCAAAGGGCACACUUGUGAUUGGCAGUUUGACAUCAGUGCUGUUUGAUGAGUCUGAGUGGGAGACGCCUCACUCUUUUAACCCGGGUCACUUCCUGGAUGCUGAGGGCAAAUUCAGGAGGAGAGAUGCCUUUUUACCUUUUUCUCUGGGAAAGAGAGUGUGUCUUGGGGAGCAGUUGGCGAGGAUGGAGCUCUUCCUCUUCUUCUCCUCUCUGCUGCAGCGCUUCACUUUCUCUUCACCAGCAGGUGUGGAGCCCAGCUUGGAUUAUAAACUGGGCGGUACUCACAGUCCCAAUCCAUACAAAUUGUGCGCAGUGCCACGAUAAGACAGUCAGAACUCAAAUAUUUGUUGAUGCAUUGUUAAUUUUCUUUUUUUGACAGAUAAAUGAUAGUACAUAUAGCGUAUGUUACAGAAAAACAACAAACAGCCAUAAUAACAGUAACAAAAACAACAAAACAUGAAAAUAUCAAAAGCAAAGAUAGAUGUAUGAGUAGACAGAGUGUGCUGCAAACAUUUUCCACAGCCUAUAUUAAAAAAAGAAAUCAGAAAGAAAAG
Messenger RNA from Danio aesculapii, 3352 nucleotides. RefSeq lists its product as uncharacterized. The transcript has 18 exons. The record is from RefSeq and is a predicted model, not a curated record. Gene Ontology annotation, cellular component: cytoplasm; intracellular membrane-bounded organelle. Gene Ontology annotation, biological process: xenobiotic metabolic process. Gene Ontology annotation, molecular function: iron ion binding; oxidoreductase activity, acting on paired donors, with incorporation or reduction of molecular oxygen, reduced flavin or flavoprotein as one donor, and incorporation of one atom of oxygen; heme binding. Bases 129 to 3122 code for a protein of 997 amino acids. NCBI's taxonomy places the organism in Eukaryota, Metazoa, Chordata, Actinopteri, Cypriniformes, Danionidae.